This is a messenger RNA of Coregonus sp. 'balchen', 12636 nucleotides long. NCBI's taxonomy places the organism in Eukaryota, Metazoa, Chordata, Actinopteri, Salmoniformes, Salmonidae. The record is from the annotation of a GenBank genome assembly.
CACUCGUCUAUCUCGCAAAUAUUAUAGAACAUCUUUGGCUUAGGUAAGAAAGUAGGUGAAAAGUCAAAAGUAACGUCAUGUGACAGAACCCGCAGCCCUGAUUGGAUAAAACAUUGACUUUCUUCCUGUGGGACAAAGGCGAAGUUGGUGCGCAAAGAUUUUAUAACACGGACGUCUGUAGUGCAACCAUAGCAAUGCUUUUCAACAAGGUAAAUACAGCUAAUGAACAAAUAACAGACGUGCUUUAACAGUUACUGAAGAUGUCUUUUAAGCUUUGUGUAGUUCCUAGUUGACAGGUUUCUCGAGAAAUCGAGGAAUUUUUCACAUUUGAUAGCUUGUCUUACUAGCUGAGAAAAUGCACGCUAGCAUUAAGUUAGCUAGCUAACGAUAACGUUAAUGAAUGCCUAACGUUAGUGUGAAAAGCAUUGGUUCCUUUCUGCGCUACAUGUACAUGCUAGCUUUCUUGUAGGUUAUAGCUUUGCCGUUUGUUGUGAAAAUGUGUUGUGAACUAGCUAGGGGACAUGACGCAUCUAACCCCAUAUUCAAACCAUUUCAAUCAACCUCUUGAUCUGUCAAUUGAUGACGUAACAUUUCUGGCACUCUUGUAAACCUAACUACUGUAGACCAGAAGUAAAGAUCCCUCUAAAAUAAAAUUGAAAUCGUAAGUAAUCUACAAACCUAUAGUAAUCUGCUUGUUUUUCUCUCCUCUGGCUUGUAUUCAUUAGCUAGUGGGAUGAGGUCUCAAACGGCACCCUACUACCUAUGGGCCCAGGGGGGGAGAGGGUGCCGUUUUGGACGGAGUAACUGUGUCCCCUCGCCUUGGCCCUUGCGCAACCAUAAGGUUAUUGUAGUUGUUGAUUUGUUCUGUGCCCUCUCCCCACCUCUCCUCAAGUCUCUGAGAGUGGGUGUGCAGUCUGUCCUGCGGCUCCAGAGCACCAGUGCUGCAGCCGUGGCCGCCACCAGCUCUCAGAAUGCUCCAUCAACUGGGUUCUGCUUUGGUGAGUAGCUGUUAGCCAGGGCUCUCUGUGAGUAGCUGUUAGCCAGGGCUCUCUGUGAGUAGCUGUCAGCCAGGGCUCUCUGUGAGUAGCUGUUAGCCAGGGCUCUCUGUGAGUAGCUGUUAGCCAGGGCUCUCUGUGAGUAGCUGUUAGCCAGGGCUCUCUGUGAGUAGCUGUUAGCCAGGGCUCUCUGUGAGUAGCUGUUAUCCAGGGCUCUCUGUGAGUAGCUGUUAGCCAGGGCUCUCUGUGAGUAGCUGUUAGCCAGGGCUCUCUGUGAGUAGCUGUUAGCCAGGGCUCUCUGUGAGUAGCUGUCAGCCAGGGCUCUCUGUGAGUAGCUGUUAGCCAGGGCUCUCUGUGAGUAGCUGUUAGCCAGGGCUCUCUGUGAGUAGCUGUUAGCCAGGGCUCUCUGUGAGUAGCUGUUAGCCAGGGCUCUCUGUGAGUAGCUGUUAGCCAGGGCUCUCUGUGAGUAGCUGUCAGCCAGGGCUCUCUGUGAGUAGCUGUCAGCCAGGGCUCUCUGCGAGUAGCUGUUAGCCAGGGCUCUCUGCGAGUAGCUGUUAGCCAGGGCUCUCUGUGAGUAGCUGUUAGCCAGGGCUCUCUGUGAGUAGCUGUUAGCCAGGGCUCUCUGUGAGUAGCUGUUAGCCAGGGCUCUCUGCGAGUAGCUGUUAGCCAGGGCUCUCUGCGAGUAGCUGUUAGCCAGGGCUCUCUGUGAGUAGCUGUUAGCCAGGGCUCUCUGUGAGUAGCUGUCAGCCAGGGCUCUCUGUGAGUAGCUGUCAGCCAGGGCUCUCUGUCAAUGCAUACCUGUGUAUUUAUAGACUUUCUCUGUCUGUCUCUCCCCUUAUCUCCUUCCCUCCCUACCUCUGUCUAACUACCAACAGAGAUGACAGACCAGCAGAAAGAGUUCCAGGAGCUAGCCAGGAAGUUUUCCCGGGAGGAGAUUGUCCCUGCUGCAGCAGCCUACGACAGGAGUGGAGAAGUGAGUAGAAGACAUCAACUUGGUACUCGGGUCUUUCUCAACGUGUUUGUAUACCAAGCAGUGGCAUGCUGUCAUCUGUGUUGAAUUAGAUUAGUGUCCAUUGAGUAGCUGUCAGUCCAGCCAGCAGCAGCUUUGUAUUGGACCACCCUAACCCUUCUUAUCCCACAGUAUCCUUUCCCCAUCAUCAAGAGGGCAUGGGAGCUGGGCCUGAUGAACUCUCACAUCCCAGAGGACUGUGGUGGAAUGGGUCUGGGCAUAUUCGACUCCUGUCUCAUCACAGAAGAGCUGGCCUAUGGUUGCACCGGAGUUCAGACCGCUAUCGAGGCCAACUCUCUUGGAGUAAGUUCACAUUGUCAUUGAGGUGUAAAACUGUAAAGAGUGAAAAAAACUAAGAUUUGAAUCAAGGUUGAUUUGUCUUUCCAAGUGUUCUGUUUUUUUACAUGUGUAAUGGAUACAUUGCUGAUGAGAUCUAUUGCUUAAAAUAUUGCUAUUGAUCCUGCUGUGUAUCGGAGGUUCAUAGUGGCAGUUUGUGUGUAAUCUUGUAACCCUGGUUCCUACAGAUCUCUUCUUAGGCUGGCGAAGUUCAGACAUUCCCCAAAUUCUCUGGUUUUCUAGAAAUCCUGGUUGGAUGAUUCCUAGAUUUCCUGCUUAUUCUCUUGUAAUUCCAGGAAUCGUCCAACCCGGAUUUUCUGGAAAGACAUGAAAUUGGGGGGAGAGUGACCAGAUUUUUGCAACCCUAUACAGGCAUCACAAAGAGCUCUUCUGUUUCUUCCUUACAGCAAAUGCCUGUGAUCAUAGCAGGUAACGACGUCCAGAAGAAGAAGUACCUGGGAAGAAUGACAGAGGAACCUCUCAUGUGUGUAAGUGUUGCUUUUUCUGUUCUCUUUCAUAGUCCAUCAUAUGAAAUACAGGAAGGAAUUAGUAGACCAUCCUAUGAAAUACAGGAAGGAAUUAGUAGACAUCAUAUGAAAUACAGGAAGGAAUUAGUAGACCAUAAUAUGAAAUACAGGAAGGAAUUAGUAGACCAUCAUAUGAAAUACAGGAAGGAAUUAGUAGACCAUCAUAUGAAAUACAGGAAGGAAUUAGUAGACCAUCCUAUGAAAUACAGGAAGGAAUUAGUAGACCAUCUAUGAAAUACAGGAAGGAAUUAGUAGACCAUCAAUAAUGGAAAUACAGAAGGAAUUAGUAGACCAUCAUAUGAAAUACAGGAAGGAAUUAGUAGACCAUCUAUGAAAUACAGGAAGGAAUUAGUAGAACCAUCUAUGAAAUACAGGAAGGAAUUAGUAGACCAUCUAUGAAAUACAGGAAGGAAUUAGUAGACCAUCAUAGAAAUACAGGAAGGAAUUAGUAGACCAUCAUAUGAAAUACAGGAAGGAAUUAGUAGACCAUCAUUGAAAUACAGGAAGGAAUUAGUAGACCAAUAAUAUGAAAUACAGGAAGGAAUUAGUAGACCAUAUAUGAAAUACAGGAAGGAAUUAGUAGACCAUCAUAUGAAAUACAGGAAGGAAUUAGUAGACCAUCAUAUGAAAUACAGGAAGGAAUUAGUAGACCAUAAUAUGAAAUAAAGGAAGGAAUUAGUAGACCAUCAUAUGAAAUACAGGAAGGAAUUAGUAGACCAUCAUAUGAAAUACAGGAAGGAAUUAGUAGACCAUCAUAUGAAAUACAGGAAGGAAUUAGUAGACCAUCAUAUGAAAUACAGGAAGGAAUUAGUAGACCAUCAUAUGAAAUACAGGAAGGAAUUAGUAGACCAUCAUGAAAUACAGGAAGGAAUUAGUAGACCAUCAUAUGAAAUACAGGAAGGAAUUAGUAGACCAUCAUAUGAAAUACAGGAAGGAAUUAGUAGACCAUCAUAUGAAAUACAGGAAGGAAUUAGUAGACCAUCGUAUGAAAUACAGGAAGGAAUUAGUAGACCAUCGUAUGAAAUACAGGAAGGAAUUAGUAGACCAUAAUAUGAAAUACAGGAAGGAAUUAGUAGACCAUCGUAUGAAAUACAGGAAGGAAUUAGUAGACCAUCGUAUGAAAUACAGGAAGGAAUUAGUAGACCAUCGUAUGAAAUACAGGAAGGAAUUAGUAGACCAUAAUAUGAAAUACAGGAAGGAAUUAGUAGACCAUCAUAUGAAAUACAGGAAGGAAUUAGUAGACCAUCAUAUGAAAUACAGGAAGGAAUUAGUAGACCAUAAUAUGAAAUAAGGAAGGAAUUAGUAGACCAUCAUAUGAAAUACAGGAAGGAAUUAGUAGACCAUCAUAUGAAAUACAGGAAGGAAUUAGUAGACCAUCAUAUGAAAUACAGGAAGGAAUUAGUAGACCAUCAUAUGAAAUACAGGAAGGAAUUAGUAGACCAUCAUAUGAAAUACAGGAAGGAAUUAGUAGACCAUCAUAUGAAAUACAGGAAGGAAUUAGUAGACCAUCAUAUGAAAUACAGGAAGGAAUUAGUAGACCAUCAUAUGAAAUACAGGAAGGAAUUAGUAGACCAUCAUAUGAAAUACAGGAAGGAAUUAGUAGACCAUCAUAUGAAAUACAGGAAGGAAUUAGUAGACCAUCAUAUGAAAUACAGGAAGGAAUUAGUAGACCAUCAUAUGAAAUACAGGAAGGAAUUAGUAGACCAUCAUAUGAAAUACAGGAAGGAAUUAGUAGACCAUCAUAUGAAAUACAGGAAGGAAUUAGGGAUGUGACAAGUGGAAAACAUUUCUUCAUGUUUAAACGGCCAUUGUUUUAUCAGUUUUCCGUUAAAACGAUAAGAACAAUUUAAAAAAGAAAUCCAUGUGAAUUCACAAUGCAGAUAUCCAUAUGGUCCUAUUGCGUAUGACUCACGGUGCGCCCCCCCCCCCCUUUUCAGGUGGUUAAGCAUUGAACCUGUACUACCGUUACUGUACCUCAAUUCCACCUCGCAACGUUUGCAUUUUACCACCUUGUCUUUUUAACUUGUCAAAGUGUUGCCAUACAGGACUUCACUGUUGUCGCUUGCCUUUCUCUGCCAUUUGUCAGACGGUUAACGACGAAAUCCACGUCAAUUCACAAUGCAGAAUAAUGAUCCUAUUACGAAUGUAUGACUGCUAGGGCCUGGCAAUGAAGUUCUAUGUACCACAACCCUUCACAGAGACCUGGAACACAGCCACAGUAACCUGUCAAUAGACUAUUUAAAAAAGUGGCACAUCUGUAGGCCUACCUUUUCAGACAGUACCCAUCUGUAGGCCUACCUUUUCAGACAGUACCCAUCUGUAGGCCUACCUUUUCAGACAGUACCCAUCUGUAGGCCUACCUUUUCAGACAGUACCCAUCUGUAGGCCUACCUUUUCAGACAGUACCCAUCUGCAGGCCUACCUUUUCAGACAGUACCCAUCUGUAGGCCUACCUUUUCAGACAGUACCCAUCUGUAGGCCUACCUUUUCAGACAGUACCCAUCUGUAGGCCUACCUUUUCAGACAGUACCCAUCUGUAGGCCUACCUUUUCAGACAGUACCCAUCUGUAGGCCUACCUUUUCAGACAGUACCCAUCUGUAGGCCUACCUUUUCAGACAGUACCCAUCUGCAGGCCUACCUUUUCAGACAGUACCCAUCUGCAGGCCUACCUUUUCAGACAGUAUAAUUAUUCUCCGGCCUAAAAUGUUGUUUUAUUUUUUUCCCCUGACAACAAUAAACGUUGCUGAUUUAAUGUGCUGUUGUGUUAUUGUUUAUGGUAUUGUAGCUAGAUGUGUUUUAUUUCUACUAAAUGUCUUGGUACAUCACAGUAUUUAAUAAACUUUAAAGUGUUAGUUUUUUUUAGGAGAGAGUGGUCUGCUGCAGGCAGGUCGAUAUUAUUUGAUUGACAGUUCUGGUUGCCUAGUGAUGGAUGUUUAGUCCUGCUUCAGAAGCAGAAAUCCUUUACAGACAAGUAAAAUGCCUGUUCAUCCACCCGGAGGUUUCGUGUCUACAUUUAACAUAUUACAUAUUAGUCAUUUAGCAGACGCUCUUAUCCAGAGCGACUUACAGUUAGUGAAUACAUUUUAUUUUAUACUAGCCCCCCGUAGGAAUCGAACCCACAACCCUGGCGUUGCAAACGCCAUGCUCUAUCAACUGAGCUACAUCCCUGCCGGCCAUUCCCUCCCCUACCCUGGACGACGCUGGGCCAAUUGUGCGCCGCCCAUGAGUCUCCCGGUCGCGGCCGGCUGCGACAGAGCCUGGAUUCGAACCAGGAUCUCUAGUGGCACAGUUAGCGCUGCGAUGCAGUGCCUUAGACCACUGCGCCACUCAGGAGUAUAAAAAAAAAAAGCCGUAGUGUUGCCUACCCUAACAGACAAACAUGCCAUAGCUGAGGCGCUUUCAAGGCGCCACAUUCCAUUAUGUCUGAAAAGGGUCAUCGAUGAGAGAGAGAGAGAGAUCAAAUAUUUGUAUAGUAUGAUAAAAUGCUGAGGGUGUUUCUGGAUGCAUGUGUGUUGACUACCAGGCGUACGGUGUGACGGAGCCCGGGGCAGGCUCUGACGUGGCGGCCCUCAAGACACGGGCGGUGAAGAAAGGAGACGAGUACGUUGUUAACGGUCAGAAGAUGUGGAUCACCAACGGAGGCAAAGCCAACUGGUGAGAGGAGAAACGCACACCGUUAUAAAGUCAUUUCUCAAUAAAGAUGUCCCCCCCCCCCCCCCCAUGCUGAACACUUUAAUGCCUCUUUGUGGAAUUAAACAUUUUCUCUAUAAAAGAUGAGGAACAGUGUCUGGGCCUUUACGUUUCUUCCCCAGGCAGCAGUAUAAUGUGUUGUGAUAUGACACCGUCUGUCCUCUCAUUGCUCACAGGUAUUUCCUGCUGGCCCGUACUGAUGUUGACCCGAAGUGUCCAACCAGCAAGGCUUUCACAGGCUUCAUCGUCGACGCGGACACACCUGGAAUACUAGUGGGCAGGAAGGUGAGGAUCUGGUGUCUCAAUGGCUGAUCAAUUAUAUCACUCUGUCGCCAUUCUGCUUGGAUCAAUAAUUCUACGUAGUAGUGACCGGAUAAAUUUUUUUGUUUGUUGCGCAUACAUGCCCAAUGAUUUUAGCUAGCUAGAACGAAUGAAAUGACUCACUUGUGUAUGCUGCAAACUGUAGAGGAUCUGAGAUUGGUGUCUGAACAUGGUUACUAUACUAAGCUAUAUUACUCUGUGUGUAGGAGUUGAACAUGUUACAAUACUAACCUAUAAUAUUGCUCUGUGUGUAGGAGUUGAACAUGGUUACUAUACUAAGCUAUAAUAUUGCUCUGUGUGUAGGAGUUGAACAUGGUUACUAUACUAAGCUAUAAUAUUGCUCUGUGUGUAGGAGUUGAACAUGGUUACUAUACUAAGCUAUAAUAAUGCUCUGUGUGUAGGAGUUGAACAUGGUUACUAUACUAAGCUAUAAUAUUGCUCUGUGUGUAGGAGUUGAACAUGGUUACUAUACUAAGCUAUAAUAUUGCUCUGUGUGUAGGAGUUGAACAUGGUUACUAUACUAAGCUAUAAUAUUGCUCUGUGUGUAGGAGUUGAACAUGGUUACUAUACUAAGCUAUAAUAUUGCUCUGUGUGUAGGAGUUGAACAUGUUACAAUACUAAGCUAUAAUAUUGCUCUGUGUGUAGGAGUUGAACAUGGUUACUAUACUAAGCUAUAAUAUUGCUCUGUGUGUAGGAGUUGAACAUGGUUACUAUACUAAGCUAUAAUAUUGCUCUGUGUGUAGGAGUUGAACAUGGUUACUAUACUAAGCUAUAAUAUUGCUCUGUGUGUAGGAGUUGAACAUGGUUACUAUACUAAGCUAUAAUAUUGCUCUGUGUGUAGGAGUUGAACAUGGUUACUAUACUAAGCUAUAAUAUUGCUCUGUGUGUAGGAGUUGAACAUGGUUACUAUACUAAGCUAUAAUAUUGCUCUGUGUGUAGGAGUUGAACAUGGUUACUAUACUAAGCUAUAAUAUUGCUCUGUGUGUAGGAGUUGAACAUGGUUACUAUACUAAGCUAUAAUAUUGCUCUGUGUGUAGGAGUUGAACAUGGUUACUAUACUAAGCUAUAAUAUUGCUCUGUGUGUAGGAGUUGAACAUGGUUACUAUACUAAGCUAUAAUAUUGCUCUGUGUGUAGGAGUUGAACAUGGUUACUAUACUAAGCUAUAAUAUUGCUCUGUGUGUAGGAGUUGAACAUGGUUACUAUACUAAGCUAUAAUAAUGCUCUGUGUGUAGGAGUUGAACAUGGUUACUAUACUAAGCUAUAAUAUUGCUCUGUGUGUAGGAGUUGAACAUGGUUACUAUACUAAGCUAUAAUAUUGCUCUGUGUGUAGGAGUUGAACAUGGUUACUAUACUAAGCUAUAAUAUUGCUCUGUGUGUAGGAGUUGAACAUGGUUACUAUACUAAGCUAUAAUAUUGCUCUGUGUGUAGGAGUUGAACAUGGUUACUAUACUAAGCUAUAAUAAUGCUCUGUGUGUAGGAGUUGAACAUGGUUACUAUACUAAGCUAUAAUAUUGCUCUGUGUGUAGGAGUUGAACAUGGUUACUAUACUAAGCUAUAAUAUUGCUCUGUGUGUAGGAGUUGAACAUGGUUACUAUACUAAGUUAUAAUAUUUCUCUGUGUGUAGGAGUUGAACAUGGUUACUAUACUAAGCUAUAAUAAUGCUCUGUGUGUAGGAGUUGAACAUGGUUACUAUACUAAGCUAUAAUAAUGCUCUGUGUGUAGGAGUUGAACAUGGUUACUAUACUAAGCUAUAAUAAUGCUCUGUGUGUAGGAGUUGAACAUGGUUACUAUACUAAGCUAUAAUAUUGCUCUGUGUGUAGGAGUUGAACAUGGUUACUAUACUAAGCUAUAAUAUUGCUCUGUGUGUAGGAGUUGAACAUGGUUACUAUACUAAGCUAUAAUAUUGCUCUGUGUGUAGGAGUUGAACAUGGUUACUAUACUAAGCUAUAAUAUUGCUCUGUGGUGUAGGAGUUGAACAUGGUUACUAUACUAAGCUAUAAUAUUGCUCUGUGUGUAGGAGUUGAACAUGGUUACUAUACUAAGCUAUAAUAUUGCUCUGUGUGUAGGAGUUGAACAUGGUUACUAUACUAAGCUAUAAUAAUGCUCUGUGUGUAGGAGUUGAACAUGGUUACUAUACUAAGCUAUAAUAAUGCUCUGUGUGUAGGAGUUGAACAUGGUUACUAUACUAAGCUAUAAUAAUGCUCUGUGUGUAGGAGUUGAACAUGGUUACUAUACUAAGCUAUAAUAAUUGCUCUGUGUGUAGGAGUUGAACAUGGUUACUAUACUAAGCUAUAAUAAUGCUCUGUGUGUAGGAGUUGAACAUGGUUACUAUACUAAGCUAUAAAUGCUCUGUGUGUAGGAGUUGAACAUGGUUACUAUACUAAGCUAUAAUAAUGCUCUGUGUGUAGGAGUUGAACAUGGUUACUAUACUAAGCUAUAAUAAUGCUCUGUGUGUAGGAGUUGAACAUGGUUACUAUACUAAGCUAUAAUAUUGCUCUGUGUGUAGGAGUUGAACAUGGUUACUAUACUAAGCUAUAAUAUUGCUCUGUGUGUAGGAGUUGAACAUGGUUACUAUACUAAGCUAUAAUAUUGCUCUGUGUGUAGGAGUUGAACAUGGUUACUAUACUAAGCUAUAAUAUUGCUCUGUGUGUAGGAGUUGAACAUGGUUACUAUACUAAGCUAUAAUAUUGCUCUGUGUGUAGGAGUUGAACAUGGUUACUAUACUAAGCUAUAAUAUGCUCUGUGGUAGGGCGGACAUGGUACUAUAUAAGUAUAUGCUCUGUGUGUAGGAGUUGAACAUGGUUACUAUACUAAGCUAUAAUAUUGCUCUGUGUGUAGGAGUUGAACAUGGUUACUAUACUAAGCUAUAAUAAUUGCUCUGUGUGUAGGAGUUGAACAUGGUUACUAUACUAAGCUAUAAUAUUGCUCUGUGUGUAGGAGUUGAACAUGGUUACUAUACUAAGCUAUAAUAUUGCUCUGUGUGUAGGAGUUGAACAUGGUUACUAUACUAAGCUAUAAUAUUGCGCUGUGUGUAGGAGUUGAACAUGGUUACUAUACUAAGCUAUAAUAUUGCUCUGUGUGUAGGAGUUGAACAUGGUUACUAUACUAAGCUAUAAUAUUGCUCUGUGUGUAGGAGUUGAACAUGGUUACUAUACUAAGCUAUAAUAUUGCUCUGUGUGUAGGAGUUGAACAUGGUUACUAUACUAAGCUAUAAUAUUGCUCUGUGUGUAGGAGUUGAACAUGGUUACUAUACUAAGCUAUAAUAUUGCUCUGUGUGUAGGAGUUGAACAUGGUUACUAUACUAAGCUAUAAUAUUGCUCUGUGUGUAGGAGUUGAACAUGGUUACUAUACUAAGCUAUAAUAUUGCUCUGUGUGUAGGAGUUGAACAUGGGCCAGCGGUGUUCUGACACCAGAGGAAUCACCUUUGAGGACGUCAGGAUACCCAAGGAGAACGUUCUGAUUGGAGAAGGAGCCGGCUUCAAGAUCGCCAUGGGAGCUUUCGACAAGACCAGACCACCAGUGAGUCAUGGUUUCCUAGACAACAUGGCGGGCUGCAUGUUUGACACCACUGCCGUUUUAUGUUAGCAACAUUUCCGGUAACCAUCCCAAAAUCCUCAGGUUUUCCAGAAAGCUAAAGGAUUGCAGGGUUUAUUCCCUCCUGAAAACCUGGGAAUUGUGGGAAAGUUACCAGAAUUUUGCAACCCUACCUGCCAUAUUAUGAGUUAGUGAUGAGAGUUCCUCUGUGUAUCCAGGUGGCUGCAGGGGCUACAGGUCUGGCUCAGAGAGCUCUGGAUGAAGCCACUGGCUACGCUCUGGAGAGGAGGACCUUUGGAAAACUCAUCGCUGAGGUUAACCACUUCGUUUCAAUAUCCACAGUUCCACACCACAUAGAAAUACAUGAAGCGAUGUUAAGUAUGGGUGUUUAGAAUGUUGAAGAGAUUAAUCAAUUCAGCCUCAACAAGAGCUCAUCGCAAUCGAAAGUGCUUUUCAGUCCAGGAGUAGACUUCGUCUUAGUCUGGGGAAACUGGCCCUAGUGCUCUAAGGUUUGACCUUUGGCCUCAUACCAUUUUAUAAUUUUUUACACAAUUGAUAAUGCUACCGCAGUCUCACUUGAAAGUGCCUUUUCGUCAGGAGUAGACUUCAUCUUAGUCUGGGAAACUGGCAACAGGGCCACGUUCAGUUGCGAGUAGAAAUUCCACAAAAAGAGCCAACCAUUACUCUUUAUUCUACAUAUCAGAGGCAUGUUUGUUCUACAUAGCAUAUUUCUAUCUGAAAGUUCCAAAAUGUUGCGUCUUGCUGAACACAUCCCCAAGGUUUGACUGUCUCCCUCCCCCCUACAGCACCAGGCAGUGUCGUUCCUGUUGGCUGAGAUGGCCAUGAAGGUGGAGCUGGCCAGGAUGGGCUGGCAGAGGUCAGCGUGGGAGGUUGACAACGGGAGGAGGAACACGUACUACGCCUCCAUCGCUAAGGCCUUCGCCGGGGACAUCGCCAACCAGGUGGCCAGCGACGCCGUGCAGGUGUUUGGAGGAAACGGCUUCAACUCUGAAUACCCCGUAGAGAAACUGAUGAGGGAUGCCAAGAUCUACCAGGUGGGGGGCAUUUCUACCUCAUAAACUGUUUUUAAAAUUCUGUAAGCAUGCUAAACAACCAGUAAGUAGCCAGCACCACUAUCAAUGUAAAUGUUAUCUGACCAGGGCCUGUAUUCACAAAGCAUCGGAGUGCUGACCCUUUUUUAGCUCAUAAGGAGUAAGAUUAUAUGGAUGGACGGGACCUGAUCCCAGAUCAGCUUUGUGAAUACGAGCCCUGCGUAAACGUUGGGUCCUAGCUUUAGACUAUUUCCUGGGUUGUGUUCAGCGGCGGUACAUUACCACCUGAACUUAAGCAAUCAUUUUUGGUUUCCGUUGCAAAAUGUUUAGCCACGUUGUGCCUCACUGAACACUUCCCUAGUCCAGUCAACUGGUUCGGAAAAACUCCUUGCUCAAUUGAUGGAAAAUGAUUAUAAAUGGUCUCCAAUUUAAAUCUUUCUGCUUGUCUCAUUCCAGAUCUAUGAAGGCACCGCCCAGAUCCAGAGACUAAUCAUCUCCCGUGAGCACUUCAGCAGGUUCAAGAAAUGAGCCAACACCUUCCUCUCUGAACGAACACCUGUCGUCUUCCUUCCCUGUUCUGUUCUAACCACUUUUAUAUAUUAAUGUGAAUAGAAAUGAUCAAUUCAAUACAACUCAGGAUGCAGUCACACCUGGGUAAAAUACAGGAUGUCAAGUACUGGAGGUGUUUGAUUGAAGUUGAGCGACAUGCAGGGUGGUGCAUAGCCGCGGGUAUUAGGCCUGCUGCAGCACCCCCUGAAAAUCAAAAGAAAAAUGUAUGAAUAAAAAAAAUCUUAGCCCCACCCCCAAAACAUCUUUCAGCAACUAUGUUGAGCACUUAUGGGCACUGAACUGCAUAGGGAAUAGGGUGCCCUUUCAGACCCACACUUUGAAGUGUUGGUGGCAUCAUCACAACACACCACGUGCCUUGUUGCCCUGUUGGUUUCAGAGUUCAACUGUAGCCGGAGUGUUAAAUGUCUUUGUGUGGGAGUGUUACAUUUCUUUGUGUGAAGCAGAUUGUAACUUUAUGAAAAUAUAACCGAUCAAAUGAGAGUUGACGACAAAGGAAACAUGACCCGUGUAAACUUUUUUUUCUGACUGAUAAACCUCAAGACAGUCCACCUCGGCUUUUAGCAGCGCUUUGUUGAAAUGUAAUAAACGAUGUAUAUCGAA